This is a messenger RNA of Mugil cephalus (flathead mullet), 5472 nucleotides long. It is a transcript of the gene gc2, whose product is annotated as guanylyl cyclase 2. The transcript has 21 exons. NCBI's taxonomy places the organism in Eukaryota, Metazoa, Chordata, Actinopteri, Mugiliformes, Mugilidae. Gene Ontology annotation, molecular function: peptide receptor activity; protein kinase activity; guanylate cyclase activity. The coding region runs from base 264 to 4046 and encodes 1260 amino acids. The record is from RefSeq and is a predicted model, not a curated record. Gene Ontology annotation, biological process: cGMP biosynthetic process; intracellular signal transduction; receptor guanylyl cyclase signaling pathway.
UUCAGUAGAGGCACCGACUAACUUACAUCUUCAUAAAAGAGCAAUACUUUUUGGUUAGCGAUGAAGAAGAGGUGAAUAUGAGAAAACAUUUGGUGGCCAUUUGGAUGUAAACAGUAGAAGAAGGGAUGAAACAAGUCAGCACUGAGGCGAUUUGGUGCAGAAGACACACCUGUCCACAUCAUCAAUGCAAGGAAAGCACCAUCUUCACCUUUAGACUGUCUCCACCCUACUUCCUGUGACCUCCUGAGGCACUGAGCCUUGAAAUGCGACAACGGCACCGUGCCUUCACCUCCUUGCCUCAAACAUGGAACUGCACACCAGAGAAAUCUAUUGACGUCCACCUUCCCACCUUUCCUUCAUCCCCUCAUCUGCACUCUACUUCGUACCCUGUUUUAACUCAUCACCCUCCUCCUUGUUUCCGUUCGCCUCUUUCCCUCUCUCUGAUCCAUACAUCUCUUAAUGGCCUCCUGGGGUUUCUCUUUCUCCUGUGGUUACUACCAUGUCCGGUACAGGCAGCCGUGUUUCGGGUUGGGGUGGUAGGACCAUGGGGAUGUGACCCUCUUUUUGCUAAAGCCCUACCCAGUGUGGCGGCCCAACUUGCAGUCAACCGCAUCAACAGGGACCCCUCGCUGUCCUACGCAGCAACAUUCGACUAUGCUGUGCUGCAGGAGCCUUGUGAGACAUCAAGGGCACUCGAGGCAUUUGUGGGUUUCCACACCAAAGCCUCGGGGUACGUUGGACCAGCCAACCCAGGCUACUGUGAUGCUGCUUCAAUGCUGAGCAAAGGCUGGAACAAAGCAUUGUUUCCUUGGGGUUGCAUUGGUUACGAGUUGGACGAUGUUCGGAGUCACCCAACAUUUGCUCGCUCCAUGGCAAGGCCAACCUCGGUACUGCACACUGUCUUGAGCUACUUUAGGUGGGCCCACGUUGGCAUCAUCUCUUCCUCAGAUGACAUAUGGGUGGAGACAGCUAACAAGGUGGCAGACUCCUUAAGGGGCCACGGUAUGUCAGUCAGACUGGUCAGUUUUAUGGAGAACACACCUCACGGUAUUAGACGAACUCUGGCCAAGGUCCGCAAGAUGAGAGAAAUACGAGUUGUGAUCCUCUGCAUGCACUCUGCGCUGAUUGGCGGGGCAACCCAGAAGCACCUCUUGGAGACGGCUUAUGACAUGCAGAUGAUCGACGGCUCCCUGGUCUUUGUGCCCUAUGACGCCCUGCUCUACAGCCUGCCCUACCACAAUGUCACCUACCCGGCUCUAAAGAGCAACAGCAAACUGCUCCGCGCCUACGACUCUGUGCUGACCAUCACUAUUGACUCCCCCAAGGUGUCAUUCUACGAGGCCUACAGAGAGGCAAUGGAAAGGGGAGAGGUGGCGAGAACUCUCAAGCCACAGCAGGUGUCUCCUCUGUUCGGUACCAUCUACAACUCUGUUAUGUUCAUGGCUCAUGCUGUGCACCGUGUACGGAAGUCUAGGGAGUGGAUGUCAGGAGGAAACCUGGCACGAAACACCCGGAAUCUGGACUUCCAGGGCUUUAGCCACCCCAUCAAAACCAGUGACUCUGGAGUAGGUCAGCUCAACUAUCUCAUACUGGACACUGAUGGAUUGUCCUGGCAGUUGAAGCCAACGUACAGGUAUGUAAGUGUUUCAUCACGCGACGAAGCAAAUGUCCAAAGGAAUAAUGACAUACAAAAUGACUCUUUGAGGAGAUUGAAAAGUCAAAGAAGACAGCUAGCUGGGAAAACCGCUGAUCCAACUAUUAUUGACAGGGUCGACAUGGAGAUCGGAAUGGUUCACUUCCUGGGUCAAGACAUCCACUUUCCUCGAGGGUAUGGACCCAGGAAGGACGCCUCCUGCUGGUUUACUCCUGGAGUUAUCUGUUCAGGGGGUGUUGAUCUCUUCUCAACCAUCAGCAUGUUUGUUGGAGUGAUUGUCGUGUUGGUUCUUUCUGUGCCUUUCAGUUACUUCAUCAGGUACAAGUCAACAGGUUGUGUUAAACCAUGUUGUAGGGAUGUUUCUAUUAAGUUAUAUGCACACUGCAAGACUGUUAACUACCUCCCUUUUUUCUUGUUGCCUAGGCGGCGCAUCAACCAGAUUCGACUGGUCCAAGGUCCCGACAAGAUCCUGCUGACUCUGGAUGAUGUCACUUUUAUAAAUCCAUCACUAAGCAAUAAGAAGAUGAGCCUGGAUGACAGCAGGGCCAGUGGCAUGAAGAGCGUCUCUGAACAUAGCGUCGCUUCACCUGUCUCCACCCUAUCCCCAGCCACCUACGAAAACUCCAAUGUUGUAAUUUAUGAGGGUGACUGGGCGUGGCUGAAAAGACUUCCUUAUGGGACGUUUGGCAGGAUCAACCCCAAAACCAGUGAUGUGUUUGAACUGAUGAAGGACAUGCGUCACGAGAAUGUCAACCUUUUCCUGGGCUUCUUUCAUGACUGUGGCGUGUUUGCUAUCGUGACCGAGUUCUGCUCCAGAGGCAGUCUGGAAGACCUGCUCUUGAACGAUGAUGUAAAACUCGACUGGAUGUUCAAGUCAUCUCUGCUGCUUGAUCUAAUUAAGGGAAUGAAGUAUCUCCAUCAUCGCGGAGUUUCCCACACCCGUCUGAAGUCUCGUAACUGUGUGGUGGAUGGGCGUUUUGUUCUCAAGAUCACAGACUAUGGCUACAAUGAGGUUCUGGAGUCCCAGAGGUUUCCCUAUGUUGAACCACCUCCAGAGGGUGAGACAGAUUAUGUAGCACGAUCACGUCCUGUAAUGUCUCAACAGAAGCAAACUCACACUCGUCUUUGCUUUCCAGAGUUGCUGUGGACAGCUCCAGAGAUCUUAAGGAGUGGGCAGCCAGGGCUCCACGGAACCCUGUCUGGUGAUGUGUACAGCUUUGCCAUCAUAAUGCAGGAAGUGGUGAUCAGAGGGCCUCCGUUCUGCAUGCUGGAACAAUCCGAUGCAGAAAUAAUAGAGAAGCUGCGUAAACCUCCUCCUCUAUGCCGCCCAGUGGUCAGUCCAGACUAUGCUCCACUAGAGUGUAUCCAUCUGAUGAAGCAAUGCUGGAAUGAGCAACCAGACAAGAGACCAUGCUUUGACGAGAUCUUUGACCAGUUUAAGAACAUCAACAAGGGGAAGAAGACCAACAUCAUAGACUCCAUGCUGAGGAUGCUGGAGCAGUACUCAUCUAACCUGGAGGAGUUGAUCAGAGAGCGAACAGAGGAACUGGAGAUAGAGAAACAGAAGACAGAGAAGCUGCUGACGCAAAUGCUGCCUCCGUCUGUUGCUGAGGCUUUAAAGGUGGGCGGAGUAGUCGAACCAGAAUAUUUUGACAGCGUGUCGCUCUACUUCAGUGACAUUGUCGGCUUCACCACCAUCUCAGCCAACAGCGAGCCCAUAGAGGUGGUCGACCUCCUCAACGACCUCUACACCAUCUUCGACGCCAUCAUAGGAAACCACGACGUCUACAAGGUGGAGACGAUUGGCGAUGCUUACAUGGUGGCCUCAGGGGUUCCUGUCCCAAAUGGCAACCGUCACGCUGCAGAAAUAGCCAACAUGGCUCUGGAUAUCCUAAGCGCUGUGGGAACAUUCAAAAUGAGACACAUGCCUGAUGUUCCUGUAAGGAUACGCAUAGGACUGCACACAGGUCCUUGCGUAACAGGGGUAGUAGGUCUCACUAUGCCUCGCUACUGUCUGUUCGGAGACACGGUGACCACUGCUUCUCGUAUGGAGUCCAGCGGCAUGCCCUACAGGAUCCAUGUCCACCAGAGUACAGUCAAAGUCCUGCAGGAACUACACCUUGGCUACAAACUGGAGUUAAGAGGCAGGACAGAAGUUAAGGGGAAAGGGAUAGAGGAGACCUACUGGCUUGUAGGUAAAGAUGGAUUCAAUAAACCCCUGCCUGUUCCUCCAGAACUCAAGUCCGGCACCCGUAUUAGCAUCCUGCCGAGCGAGACCAAGGACAUGAAGCAGGUUUUUCACAAGGCGGUGAAGAAGAUCGCUCACGUCCGCGUCGUGACUCAGCUCUACACUCCUGAAGACGAUGGCAACGUCAUGUUGACACACCACUGACCGACCUGCACCUUCAAGUGUGCACAGACUUAUCUUCAAAACACUGCUAAGGGGGAAGAUUUUUAAUGUCCAUCCAAAACUCAGCAGUCAGGAGGAGGCUAGUGAAAUGGUUACUUCAGAUAAAUGACAGUCACUGUGUUUGUUUGUGUGUGUGUGGCAUGAGGAGAUGUAGUUGAAUGUGGAAGUGUGCGUGGAGGCCGAUAAGUGGUGACUCAGCAAAGCCGGGAUCUGCGGGAAGGGAACGUCAGCAGCAGAGGAAAAAUAAUCUCUCCUUCAUUUCUUCCACCUGCUUCAAGAAGAGACUGGAGGGCAGAGGAGGAAGCUUGGAGGAGGUCAGCAGCGACACCCAGUGGGAUUAAUAGAAAAACAAAAUAAGGCAAAUUUAAGUACUUAAACUACUUCAGUUCUUUUGUAGGUAUUUAUAAAUAUAUUUGAAUAGAGAGAUGACAGGAAGUGACAGAAAUCCCUUCAAACAUGACAAUUAGAGUGAGUGUCCAGAAAUAGUUUAGUUUGACUUCAGAAACCCAACAAUAUUAAACUAUAGCCAUGGACACAAGGGGAUGCAAACCUGAGACUGGUCGGUCCUAAGCUGCUUCUUUAAUUACUACACCACAGUGCACCCCGCAAAUUGGGGCAUUUAGUUUUUCUGUUAGUGGAUUAAUUCCACACUGCCCAUGUAUGAUCUGGGUUCAGACUAAAAAGCUCAAAGCAUGAGCUUUUGACCAUCAUAAAAGUAACUGAAGAAGAAGAACUUUGCCCAACUUUAUGGACAACGCUGAGUUCAUUCAACAGAAGAAAAUGACAAUGGUGUUUCUCAGUCUCCUGCAAACUCAUGAUCUAAUAUUUAUCCCAAGUGGAGUAAACAAGCUCAGAAAGAAUGGAUUUAUUCCAACCAGAGAGAAACCAGCCGAUCAAGUGUUUACUUGAUGAUUAGGAGUUAUUGUCACCAAGGUUAUUAUCAUCAAGAUUUACAUCACUCCUACAUCUCACUGAAUCAGACCUUUCUGUUCUGAUUGAGUUGGUCUUUUUUUCUGAUUGCAUGGCCACAAACCAGCAGUACCCAAAACAUGAUGAGUUUGUGAUCGAAAAGUUCAUGCUUUCCCUUUCCAGGAGGAUCAAGAAAACAUCCAGACAAGGCUCCCAUGAGACAGAAGUGAUUGUUGUAUCUUGUUCUUCAAAGUCAGACGUUUUAAGAAAAUAAUAAGAGUCUCUAUAGUUUUUGAGCUUACAUCUGAACUAGCCAGAUUGCAUGUAGACAAUUGUGUUAUUGUAUGUACCUGUAAUCCUUGGGUUUAAUUUAAACAGUCUUAUUUCCACCACUACAAUUUUAUGUUGUUGCUUUCCUCUUUGUGUACCAGACUCAUGUAAAUAUACUGUACAUGUUUAUUCAACACAUCUGUGCUGAUACCUAAAAAUAAAUCUGGAU